CUAGUAGGGAUUCUCCAAGGGUAAAAACCCAGGCAGGCAUUUCUACCAUUUCUUAGAGGUCAAGUUCAUAUCUCUGUAUGUGCAGAAGUGCCACUAAUGCUUGAAACUUAACUUCUGACAGAAGAUUGCACUCUUUGCCUGAAUUUUCAUCUUCUCUGUUAAGCCUUUGCUGAAAGACAAUGGAUUGGGUCAAUAUUGCUCCUGAAGGCUUACUAUUUAUACUCGUUCUCCUGCUGAUUCUGAAAAGACAACAUGUCUGGAACAGCCACACAAGAGACAACUUCCCCCCAGGACCCAGGGCUUUACCCAUCAUUGGAAAUCUGCACACUGUGGAUCUGAAGAGACCUUACCUGACAAUGCUAGAGCUAGCCAAAACUUAUGGCCCAGUCUUCAGCAUUCAGAUGGGACCAAAGAAAAUGGUGGUGCUAUCAGGAUAUGACACAGUGAAAGAAGCUUUGGUGAACCAGGCGGAUGCAUUUGCAGGGAGACCUAAAAUACCAAUCCUUGAAAAAGCAGGAAAAGGAAGAGAAAAAGGAGUUAUAUUUUCUUACGGAGAAAACUGGAAAGUGAUGCGAAGAUUUACUCUUACAACCUUACGAGACUUUGGAAUGGGCAAGAAGGCUAUAGAGGAUCGUGUUGUAGAAGAGUACAGAUGCCUGGCAGACACCAUCGAGGCACAGAAAGGGAAGCCCCUUGAGAUGACUCUGAUGUUGAAUGCCGCUGUCGCUAAUGUCAUCGUAUCCAUAUUGCUUGGAAAGCGAUAUGACUAUGAAGACCCCACAUUCAAAAGGCUCCUGUUAUUGGUGAACGAAAAUGCCAGGAUUUUGGGAGCUCCAUCAAUUUCGAUAUACAACAUGUUCCCGUUCCUUGGGUUCCUCCUGAAGGACUACAAAAUUUUUAUUCAGAAUGUAAAAGAAAUCAGUGCUUUUAUCAAGGUGACUUUCAUAGAACAUCUCAAAGCUCUGGACAGAAAUGACCAGAGGAGCUUCAUUGAUGCUUUCCUCGUGAGACAACAAGAGGAGAAUGGAAAGGCCAAUGAAUAUUUCAGUAAUGAAAACUUAAUUGAGGUUGUGAGAAAUCUGUUUGCAGCUGGUAUGGAGACCACGUCCACCACUUUGCGCUGGGGCCUUCUGCUCAUGAUGAAAUAUCCUGAAAUUCAGAAAAAAGUCCAAGAAGAGAUAGAGCAAGUGAUAGGGUCAACCCCACCACGAAUCGAGCAUCGAACUCAAAUGCCAUACACGGAUGCUGUUGUCCAUGAAAUUCAAAGGUUUGCUAAUAUCUUGCCAUUGAACUUGCCUCAUGAGACUACUGCAGACGUGACCCUCAAAGGCUAUUUCAUUCCCAAGGGAACCUACAUUAUCCCUUUACUGGCCUCUGUCCUGCGAGACAAAUCCCAGUGGGAGAAACCAGACAUCUUCUACCCUGAGCAUUUCCUCGACUCAGAGGGGAAGUUUGUAAAGAAAGAAGCUUUCAUACCUUUUUCAGCAGGGCGGAGAAUCUGUGCUGGAGAGACUCUUGCCAGAAUGGAGCUCUUCCUCUUCUUCACCAGCCUUCUGCAGAGGUUCACCUUCCGUCCUCCCCCUGGAGUUUCCAUCUCAGACCUGGACCUCUCUCCCACCUUUGGGAUCACCAUCCCCCCAGUGACUCAUGAGGUCUGUGCAGUGCCACGUUCCUAAGGCUUUUCUUAGUCGUGUCCUUUCCCUGAAACACCCAGAUGAAAUCUGUGUCUCCUGUCCCAUGUGAGAAGUUCGGUACUUCUGAAUCCAGUAGGGGGUUUUUAGCCCAAGCGUACUUUGUCUUAUAGCCUGAGAUGUCUCUCCCACCAUUACGGCAGGCGGCAGUCCUGACAUGCAGACACUCUUUGAAAAGGAAGUUGAUGGUCAUUUUGAGGAUGAAUCCCAAAAGGGAGAUAGUGAAGCCCUUUUUAUUCUGUCCUUCCCUACACCUCCACAUGUUCCCUUCUGUAUUUGGUUUGCUCAGCAAGGUUUUGGUAGCGUUGCAGAGCUAUAGUGACGGGUUCUGUGAGAAACUGCUAGAAGCUUCCCCUAUGUCCAACAAAGCCAACGACAGCUGGCUCCAAGCUGGACCCACCGCUGGCCAAGGCCGAGCCCAUCAGCGAUGGUGGUAGUGCCUCUGUGAUAACACAGUUAAGAAGGGGAAAAACUUGUUGCACAACUGUAAUGGCAGCAGAAGAGAGGAGUGAGAAUAUGUGAGAGGAACAACUCUGCAGACACCAAGGUCAGUGAAGAAAGAGAGGUAAGAAGUGCUCCAGGUGCCAGAACAGAGAUCCCCCUGCAGCCUGUGGUGAAGAGCAUGGUGAGGCAGGCUGUCCCCUUGCAGCCCAUGGAGGUCAGCAGUGGAGCAGAGAUACACCUGCAGCCCACGGAGGACCCCACACCGGAGCAGGUGGACGCCCGAAGGAGGCUGUGACCCUGUGGGAAGCCCAUGCUGGGGCAGGCUCCUGGCAGGACCUGUGGCCCCAUGGAGAGAGGAGCCCACGCUGGAGCAGGUUUGCUGGCAGGACUUGUGACCCUGAGGAGGACCCACACUGGAGCAGUUUUUCCCUAAAGGAUUGUACCCCAUUGGAGGGACCCCACGCUGGAGCAGGGGAAGAGUGUGAGGAGUUCUCCCCCCGAGGAGGACGGAGCGGCAGAGACAACAUAUGAUGGACUGACCACCACCCCCAUUCCCCAUCACCCUGCUCUGCUGGAGGGGAGCAGGAAGGGAAAUCAGGAGUGAAGCUGAGCCUGCGAAGAAGGGAUGCGUGGGGGAAGGUGUUUUAAGAUUUAGUUUUUAUUUCUCAUUACCCUACUCCUGUUUGAUUGGUAAUAAAUUAAACUGAUUUAAUUAA
Messenger RNA from Phalacrocorax carbo (great cormorant), 2851 nucleotides. The record is from RefSeq. Lineage: Eukaryota; Metazoa; Chordata; Aves; Suliformes; Phalacrocoracidae.